Molecule: messenger RNA, 547 nt
Organism: Fusarium verticillioides 7600
Lineage: Eukaryota; Fungi; Ascomycota; Sordariomycetes; Hypocreales; Nectriaceae
Exons: 2
Coding region: 1-408 (135 amino acids)
Source: RefSeq, a predicted model, not a curated record
AUGCUCCAUUCACGAUCGUGGGUCCCGAGAUCGCGGGCCACAAUAAGGACCCUGACGGUGGUAGCGUCGGGAUCUUUAGCUCGGGCCAACCCCAAAUCAAAUGCCAGAGUCUCGGAAUGGUAUCAAUCAGUCUGCCCUAUAACUGUGCAAGACUUGCUAUGUGACAUGUUGUAUACGCAAACAAGUCCGUGUCCGAAGCUCCCGUACCGAUUCCGAGGUGCAGAACGCCCGCGCCUGGAUCUUGCGAGGCCCCGAACCGCUGGGUUUUUCUGGAGCCUUGUGCUGUCUGAGAAUGGGUGUCUCCAGUUACGAGUCGAUAGCGCGAGUGUGACGGCGAGACACGUCCGAUCUUUUCAGGCUGGGCACAUCAGCUGUUCCGGUCAGUCGGUUGGGCGAUCUCAAGUGUAAACGUGAAUGGGAAUCGCGAGUCAAGUCAUGGAUAUGUAAUCUUCGAGUUGGUUCAUGAAGAAACUCGUGCUGUAAGAAAGGUGGACCCUGUUCGAGGUUGAGUUAUCCAUACAGUAAGUUUUGUAAGCGCUGCAUUACC